ACAAGCAGCAUAAGCAUUUUUAAUCCGUUCCCUGGCAGUUUGUUAUAAAUUGUAAAGCACAUCGAAAAUUACUAUGUCGUCUGUUUCGGUACAAAAGUUGUGGAGUACGCUUUGGUCAACAGGAUCAGUAAGCCGCUUUGCGCAGCACAUGAGCCACGUUUCCCACCAGGUGAGCUGUAUAGCCAGCGAGGAGCACCGGGUGUACGAGGAGCCCCACGUCAUCUUCCAGAACUGGCUGAUGGCCGCCCAGAAGGAGGCGCCUCAGGUGCGGCCUCGACUAGCCUGCAUGGCCACGGUAGACAACUCCGGUGAGCCUGUGACCCGCCUGACCAGCAUAGAGGAGGUCAAUGCCCAUGGCAUCACCUUCUUCACGACCCUGGGCAGUCGGCAGGCGGGCGAGAUUAGCGCCAAUCCGCACGUGUCGCUGCACUUCAACUGGGCGCCGCUCAUGCGUAGUGUCCGCAUAGCAGGAUCUGCCCACCAGCUAACGGAGGAGCAGGCUCGGGACCAGUUCCGCCGAUUCCCGCGCCAUAUCCAGAUGAGCAUCACCCAUGGACCACGAUACGCUGCGGCCGACUGGCAAUCCCGAUCCGGGUUCCUCGCGCGGAUCGGGGAGCGCUUCAACACCUGGCUUGGCAAGCAGCCGGAGGAGAUCCACAUGCCGCACAACUGGGGAGGCUUUAUUCUUACGCCCAGCCUUUUCGAGUUCGGAAUGCUCAGCGGCGAGAAGGCCGGCAGGACUCGGGUGCGAUUUCGUCGUUGUCUUGAAAUGCCCAGGGGCACAAGAGUGGGGACCGUUCAAGCUGAAAGGCAGGACUGGGUCUAUGAUUCCUGUGAGGAAAAUUGAUAUGGAAAUACUCAAGUACCUGAUUCGGCUUUAAAUAUUUCUGUGUACAAGACCCGGUAGUCCCCUUGUCAUCUUUAUGACCACCACGUGUAGCGUACUUUUGCCAUUACUGCUAAAUCUAAAGUGAAAUAAAUUCAUAAGUAGUAUUACUUAACAA
Drosophila erecta is the source of this 1004-nucleotide messenger RNA. Its product is annotated as pyridoxine/pyridoxamine 5'-phosphate oxidase. NCBI's taxonomy places the organism in Eukaryota, Metazoa, Arthropoda, Insecta, Diptera, Drosophilidae. Gene Ontology annotation, molecular function: FMN binding; pyridoxamine phosphate oxidase activity. The transcript has 2 exons. The record is from RefSeq and is a predicted model, not a curated record. Bases 74 to 847 code for a protein of 257 amino acids. Gene Ontology annotation, biological process: pyridoxine biosynthetic process; pyridoxal 5'-phosphate biosynthetic process.